Pelodiscus sinensis (Chinese soft-shelled turtle) is the source of this 1907-nucleotide messenger RNA. RefSeq names its product regulator of cell cycle RGCC-like. The record is from RefSeq and is a predicted model, not a curated record. Gene Ontology annotation, biological process: regulation of cell cycle. NCBI's taxonomy places the organism in Eukaryota, Metazoa, Chordata, Testudines, Trionychidae.
ACCAAUUUAGUCGGUUUCAUAUUGUGAGCGUCUGUUUGUACCUCCAGAAGAGAAGAGCCUUUUUUCAGCCGAUCAUCAUGGCCUCAGAGAACGCGAACAAUGCAGGGCUGGCGGACGACCUCAGCGACCUCCUGAGGGAGUUUGACGAGGUGAUCGAGGACUUCGACAAGGGCGAGGUCUGUCAGUAUGAGCAGCACCUGGAGGAGCUGAAGAGAAGGAUGCUCCCCAGCGUCUACGACAGCGGCAUUGAGGAGAUAGAAAGUACCAGCACGUCUCCCCGGAGCAGUUUAAACUCCAGCGAGGAAGAUCUCAACGUGUCAGCCGGCGCCGCUUGCGCCAAAGCUAAGCUCGGGGACACGCAGGAGCUGGAGGAUUUCAUUGCCGAUCUGGAUAAAGUGCUGGAGGAGAUGUGAGACCGUGUCUCUGGGCUGGUGCUCUGAGAAGAGGUCCUGGCAGAUCUGAGAUGUUGCUCAUUCUCCCACCCCACCCUUUCACGCUCUGCUCUUCGGAAGAACAGGGGCUCAAAUCCACCCCCCAUGCGGCAAGGAUUAGACCAGCACCUCCCGUCUGCAAAGUAACUGAAGAGGGACGCUCAAAGGAGGCAGGAGACCAGCCAGGGUUCUCAGGCGCUUGGAGUCUGGAGUUGAACAAUCUGCAAAUACUGAUGCAUCCGAGCGCUCCAGUUCACUUAGGCGCUGGCCUUCUGCAUUUGGGGGACUGCGACCCACAAAGGCAAAACUUCUCCAGCUGUCAUCCAGAGCACCCCCUCAUCUUCCCCAGAGAUUGAGUCUCCCCAUCUCAGAGGGGAGGGGCUGGAAUGGGAGGGGCGGGCGGGGCUUAGGCUUCUGAACAGGGAUGUGCAUGGUUAACCCGUAAGCAUCACUCUUACCAGUUACAGGUAAUCGGCAGGGGCUGGGGCCGGCCGGGCCCAGCUCCCUUCCUGCCGCCGGGUUAAUUGAUUGAACGGGAUUUUACAUCCCUGGUUCUGGGGACACCUCUUGGCUCCAAGCAGAAUUCCAGGUAGGCCACCAUGGAGAGCAGAGGCCUACCUGUGAGGAGGAGGAAAGCCGGCCGAGUCCUCCUCAUUUCACAGCUCCGGCAGGGCCUUUCCCUGAGGAAUUCCCAGUCGUUCCUGGGCCUGUGGACAGUGGCUUGGCUCUACUUCAACACGGCCGGGCGCUGCUUGGGUAGCUCCGCUGGUAAAUCCCACCCACAGCAACUGUGGCAUCUCCACUUCAAAGCUGCCUCCGUGUCCGCUCCUGCUCCGGGCUCCUUCCAUAACGGUUUUAAGAUGGGCCAGGCUUGCGGGUAAUUGCUGCCGACUAGCUUUAGAGUGGAGAGGCCCAUGUCAACUCUCGAACUUCAUGAGAAGGUGGAAUGGGACUGGGCAAACCUCCAGAGCUGCUUUGGGCCACAGCUUUGCCGCUGAGGAUGCCUGCUUUCGUAUUGAUCCAUAUUGACCAAGGGAGGGUGUGGAAUAAAUCAAUGCCCUUAAUGGCUCCAAGCCAGAUACAUCAGCAUCUGGCAGCUGAAUAUCUCCAUUGACUUCUCUGGAGUAUGCCAAAGUACCACCAGCUAAAGAUUCGUUAUUGUCAGUUGGUUUUUUCAACUGGGGAUUCAUGGACCUGUAGGUCCAUGGGCUACUCCUAAGCUUCCAGCAGACAUCACCCCACUAUUGGAGGUUUUUUGGGGUCUGCGAAUGUGGGGGGGAUUGGAAAACCACUGGCGUACAUAAACAGACAAGGGUUCUCACGUUCUCAGCAGUCCCCAGCAGAUGGCUUCAGAGCAGACUCUCCGUGCGUCUGCCCUGGAUGCUUAUAUCCAGUUGUAAAUAUUGUAAGAUAAGGAGGAUUCUAAAGUUUUUAUACAGACGUGCCUGGAUUUUAUGAAUAAAAGGGUUCUGCGGA